AGACGUCGGCGCGGGCCGGCGCUGGGAGGGGAGGAGCGCGGGGCCCACGCGCCGCCCGGCCCCGGAGGAAAGUUUUCCCGGCGGAGUUUCGGUGGCUGCGGCGGCGGCGGCGGCGUCCGGAGCGGCCAUGGACGCGCUCAAGUCCGCCGGGAGGGCGCUGAUCCGGAGCCCCAGCCUCGCCAAGCAGAGCUGGGGGGGCGGCGGCCGGCACCGGAAGCUGCCUGAGAACUGGACGGACACCCGGGAGACUCUGCUCGAGGGGAUGCUCUUCACCCUCAAGUACCUGGGCAUGACGCUGGUGGAGCAGCCCAAGGGCGAGGAGAUGUCCGCGGCCGCCGUCAAGAGGAUCGUGGCCACGGCCAAGGCCAGCGGGAAGAAGCUGCAGAAGGUGACUCUCAAGGUGUCCCCACGGGGAAUCAUCCUGACCGACGGCAUCACCAACCAGCUCAUUGAGAACGUGUCCAUUUACAGGAUCUCCUACUGCACAGCGGACAAGAUGCACGGCAAAGUGUUUGCCUACAUCGCCCAGAGCCAGCACAACGAGAAUCUCGAGUGCCACGCCUUCCUCUGCACCAAGCGGAAAAUGGCUCAGGCUGUCACCCUCACCGUAGCCCAGGCCUUCAAAGUUGCCUUUGAGUUUUGGCAGGUGUCCAAGGAAGAGAAGGAGAAGAGGGAGAAAGCCAGCCAAGAGGGAGGGGACGGCCUGGGCGGUGGCCGCGGCGGCAGCACCCCCUCGCUGAAGAACCUGGCCACCAUUGGGAACCUGCUGGACUUGGAAGAGACGGCCAAGGCCCCGCUGUCCGCAGUCAGCGCCAACACCGCCAGCGUCGGCGAGGCCCCGAGGCCUCCAGCCCUGAGCAGCGGCAGUGUCGUCUGGGAGCUGGAUGACGACCUGGAUGAAGCAUUUUCAAGGCUCGCCCAGUCCCGGACGAACCCCCAGGUCCUGGACACCGGCCUGACGGCCCAGGACAUCCACUAUGCCCAGUGCCUCUCGCCCAUCGACUGGGACCAGCCCGACAGCGGCAGCCCCAAGCAGGAGGACCUCUUCAGCUUCUGAGCGCCGGGGCUGGUGGGGCAGGGCAGCCCCGGGCCCCAGCCCCCCUUUUCCGGUGGGCAGCCCUGUCAGCCUGCAGGUCAAAGCUGCCACCAGCCAAGCAGAGGGCAGGAGCCGUGUUCUCGAACCCCGCUCUCUAAGGACUGAAAGGGGCCUUGAGUAUUUAUUCAGCGACUUCUGGUUCAGCUCGGAAGCUGGGUAUGUGUCAGCCACGAACAGUGUUACAGCCAGCUUCCUGCCUCCGCCCGAGCAUGCUCUGCUCUGCCGUGGUGUCCGCACGGCGACCAAAGCGUUUCUCGUCCCUUUUCUCCCCGGCGGCGGCUCUGCCCCUCACUGACAGCAGCAGAGCCCUCGUUUCUGUCUUCUGAGCACAGGAGAGCACCGCAGCCUCCACAGGGGACUGCCCCUCCGGCCCAUCUGCUGCAGGGGCCCCAGCAGGCCUGGGCGUGCGCCCCCCGCCUGGGGGUGCUCAGAGACGGAGGGACAGCCCCCGACCAAAGACGACACAGCUGGCACUUUAAAGCACACACGGCUGGGGUGGCUCGCAGGCUGCCCCCUGGCGCUGCCAUGCAGAGAGCUUCCUGCUGCCCUUCGGCGAGCAGGGGCCCAAGUCCCAUCGGAGGGCCCGUCAGUGCGCCCAGCCAGGGCAGGGCGACUGGCCGCCCACGGACUCCCAGAGUCUGAUUGCGUGACUGCCCUCCAUCGGUGCACCCCACUCCACCCCACCCACCCUGGUCCCCCGUACGGAUGAGCUGUGCUCCCUCUUCCCUUUUGUCUGUGUCUGUGUGAGUGUCCCCGAGCCUCGCCCUCACACUUCCUGGACUUGAGGCAGAAUAUCGUUGUCUUUUUAUAGACGAGAAAACCGAGGCCACCAGCAUGGAAGGGGUAGAAGCAGAACCCAGGCCUGAUGCCAAAGCUGCCUUCUCACCUGUGCCUCCCACAGUUCACACAUCCUCUUUUCUAGCUUUGUUGUCUCCCCAGAAACCAAAAAGCCCAGCUAUUUUCCGACCAAAAUAUGUUUCGUAACAACCAUCUGGUGCCUUUCUGCACGGAACUGGCAGGAGCCUCCUUGCUUGCUGCCUUGUUGCUAUUGAUUUCCGUGAAAACGGAAUUGUUUGAAGACUGUUCGUUGGGACGGUUCAACAAAACCAAACUCCGAGCAUCUGGACACUCUGACCCCCGGGUCGGGACACACCAGCAGCCAGAUAUUUUCAGGGUGUUCCUUCCUGCCUCCCUCAAGCCCACAGGGCUCCCGCAUCCUGACACCAGCCAAGCUGCCAGCACCCUCUCCGCCCGAGGUGCCUGCCCGGCCUGGCUUUGCUAACCUCCAUUCAGACGCUGCUGGUAGUUGGAGCAGCCCAGGAAAAACACACCAUUUCUUAGAAUCCACUUAUCUAAGCGCUUAAACCAAAAUACAAAGAAGUGCCUGGGUGAGGGGAGGUUGGGGUUUGCAGGGUCUUAUCAGGAUAUAACAGCCUUUCCCUGCCCAGCUCCCACACCCCCACUGCCCUUCCCAGGCCGGUACCAAGGCCGUGAGAUUGGGCCUGACAAACCCAGGAGUCUGGCUGCGGGUGGGAUGUGGCCUCCAUCAUGGCCACCAGCGGUGGGUGUGCUCCCUGUGUGUGCACAGAUAAGUCUUCUUGUGCUUUUCUUUGUGUUGCUGUCAAGGAAUUUAUAAGGAAAAGGAUAAGUAAUAAAUGUUCUUGUUUUGAA
Pipistrellus kuhlii (Kuhl's pipistrelle) is the source of this 2767-nucleotide messenger RNA. RefSeq names its product low density lipoprotein receptor adaptor protein 1 (gene LDLRAP1). The transcript is spliced from 9 exons. Gene Ontology annotation, cellular component: early endosome. The record is from RefSeq and is a predicted model, not a curated record. The coding region runs from base 128 to 1057 and encodes 309 amino acids. Lineage: Eukaryota; Metazoa; Chordata; Mammalia; Chiroptera; Vespertilionidae.